Ectocarpus siliculosus is the source of this 2496-nucleotide messenger RNA. NCBI's taxonomy places the organism in Eukaryota, Phaeophyceae, Ectocarpales, Ectocarpaceae. The record is from the annotation of a GenBank genome assembly.
AUGGACGGGAGCAACAACAACAACGGCGGAGGAGGAGAGCGGUGGGCGGCGUGGGACGGCGGUAACCGGUGGAUGCCCGGAGAGGAAGGGGCGGGCGCGAACGCCGAUGAUGGGCACCGCCACAGGCACGCCGGCCACGCCACCCCCCCCUUGCUGCCGGGCCUGGCGCAGGCUCCCUCUCCCGCCGCCGCGGCCGGCCUGACCGCCUCCCGCCGCUCCGCCGCCGUCUGGGAGGGGGCUCCGCACGGGGGAGGCUGGGUGGGGGGUCCGGCGGACAUCAGGCAGCAGGGGUCCUCGUGGCACCCGUCGGGUGGCGCUUCCGGAGCCGCGGAGGGGAGGGGGCAAGGGUAUGAGAGGAUGGCCCACAGCGGUAUCGGCGAAGGCGCAGGGGUUGCUCGCGACGCGUUUGCGGGUGACAGACGGCACCAGCACCAGCAACCCGAGGUGGAUGUCAGGGGCGGCGGCGGCGGCGGCGGCCUCCGCUUCCACCCGUCGGCUGUUGAGCACCAACAGCACCACGCAGGACCGAGCGCCCGGACGGCCGCUCCCCGGGUGAUCGGCGGCAGCGCGGUGUCGGCGCCCGGCUUCAGGCAUGGGGCCGUCAGCGUCGACCCCGCUCCGGCCGCAGUGGGGGGCACGUCUGCGGACCCUUCCUCCGUCGCGGCGGGCGGCGGCCUGCUCUCUCAGGGGUACCGGCGGCUGGCGGCGAUGGCGGACGAACAAGCGGCCGCCGCCGCCGGUGGUGAUCAGCUCGACCUGAGCGGCGGACGUCGCGGGGGCGGGGCACACCCGUCGCCGCCGCCGCCGCCGCCGCCGCCGGCCGCUGUCCUGCACCGCCCCCCCCUGCACCACUCUCCCAUCGGCAGGCCACCGCUGCCUCACGAGUACGACGCGGUUGCGGAGAGAGAGACGGGCCACCACAAGAGGUCGGCUUCGAGCUUGGUCGGUGCCGGCAGCGGCGGCAGGGACCCUGCUGGUUACUCGCCGCUGGGGGAGAGGGCGGGCCCCCGGCACAGGCAAGUCUCGCGGGAGCUGCCGUUCUCGUCCCUGGCGGGCGGUGACGGCCCGGCCACGAAAAGGAGGCGUCCCUCGGUGGACGGGGGGGACCGCCCUCUCGGCGGCGUGAUACAGCAGCAGCAGCAGCAGCAGCAGGUGCGUGGACGGAGCACCUCCAACGAAAGGCUUACGCACGGUAACGGCAGCGCCGCCUCGUGGCCGAGCGGUGCCAGCGGAUCGGGGACGCCCCUCCCGCCGGCCGCCGCCCUCGUGUAUGACGACGUCCUGGCGCGGGAGUUCGAGGAGAGCGAGAGGGAGCUACUGUCUUCUAGGGUCGCCGUAGACUUGGCCCAGGCUCGGUUCGAAGAGGCCAGCCGUACGCAUCACGCCAAGCGGGAACAGGUCCUAGCCGCCGCCGCCGAGCACCAGAAGCAGCUGUCUAUCGCGGCGUCCCACCACCACCAGGGGCAGGAACAGCAGCAGCAGACACCCACGCUUAAGGGGGGCGCCAGCGUUCACUCCCCGGCGCGCUCCAGCGAGGUGGCGGCCGAAACCUCGGCUCCCACCGGCCGAGCCGCCGCCGCCGGCGGUCGUCACGGCGCUGCCAACGACGGCCGCGGUAGCGGCAGCGAGGAGCGGCACAACAGCGACUCUACCGCCGCCUUUCACCACCGGCGGGACUCUGCCCCUCUGGGCCGCCGGUCUCCCGCCGCACGAGGCCGCUCUGAGCGUCCCUCGGAGGCGUACAGCCGGUCACCGUCAUUGGAAGCACUAGGACCAGAUUCUGCGUCACCGGCGGGGAAGGUCUCCUCCUCGCCUUCGCCUUCGGCCGCCGGCCAGGCGCAGCCCGACUGCGCGGACGAGAUGAUGGAGGUGAAGCUGGAGGCGGCCCUCCUGUGCGGCAUGGGGAGGGCUCCCGUUUCGUCCCGUCAGUUGGCUUCCGCGGCGGCAGGCGCCGCCGUGACCCCGUCGCCGAAGGCCGUCAGCGCCGGCGCCGAGAAGGGCCUCGAGAUCGUGUCCCUGGCGGCGGCGGCGGCCGCCGCCGUUUCCUCGUCUUCCGGCGACGGCGAUGGCAACGUCGUUGUCCCUCCCCGCUCUUCCUCUUCCUCUUCCUCCCGUGGCGGCAUCCGUCGCGACUUGUCGGAGCGGACGCACUCCCCUCUGCCGUCGCUCCCCUGGAAGGGCGGCCACAACCACCACCACCACCAACAACACCAACAACAACACCAACACCACCGGUCGGCGAUGGGACAGGCGCCCGGUUCCCCCUCUGCCUGCGGGGAGACCGACAGCGACCACAGCAGCGACAGGGGUUGCGCCGCCAUCGAGGACCUCGCUGGGUCCAAGAAGCAGCAGCACCACGAGUUGCAGCGCCCCGUCGUCCCGCGCGCCGUCGGCCGCGGCGGGGCCGGGAGGCUCUCGUGGACCGACUACGGCGAUGCCGGCGGUGACAGACGCGCCCCGCCGCUCGCCAAGCUUACGGCCGACGUUCUCGUCUAA